AUGGCGGCUGAGGACGACACCGUCAUCAAUGUGCCGGCAAGCACUGAGAAGUCGAGCCACACCAGCAUUGCCAACGAGGAGGUGGCCGCUGCCGAUCGUAGUUCCACGCCCAAGGACUCUGACGAUGAUGGCGAGUUUUAUGAAGACCCCAAGGCCGCCCGGCGACUGUUAAUCAAAUGCGACAUCCGCCUGAUCCCCAUCUUGGGAUGCCUAUAUCUCGUGUCCUUUUUGGACCGGUCGAACAUUGCCAAUGCGCGGCUUUUCAAGCUGGAGACGUCGCUUCAUAUGCCGUCGAAUGGGUUUAACACCUGCCUGUGGAUUUUCUACCUUCCUUUCGUGAUCGUAGAGAUCCCGAGUAACUUGUUUAUGAGUUUGAAUAAAAUCAAGCCCAACCACUGGCUUGCGGGAGCGAUGCUGAUUCUUGGUAUUGUUUCGAUGUGCCAGGGACUCACGAGGAGCUAUGGUGGGCUUCUUGCUUGUAGAUUCAUCAUGGGCAUCAUGGAGGCUGGUCUGCCGCCCGGGGCCGCUCUUCUUAUUGGGCAAUACUAUAAGCGCAGUGAGUUUUAUAUCCGCUUCUCAUAUUUCAUCUGCUUUGCUCUGCUCGGUAGCGCUUUCAGCGGCCUCCUCGCAUACGCCAUCGAGCACAUGAAUGGAAUGCAUGGAUAUGAGGCCUGGCGAUGGAUUUUCAUCCUCGAGGGCCUCUUCACCUUUGCCUUCGGACUCGCAGCAUGGUUCAUCAUCCCAGCCUUCCCGCAAGAGGCAACCUUCCUCAGCGACGAUGAGCGAGCCAUGCUUCUCGCCCGCCUCCGCCACGAUCGCGGGAGAGAGAGGGUUGACUUCAAGGGAAUUAACUGGUUGAAGCUUCUUACUGACUGGAAGAUCUGGUCGUUCACCCUUAUCUACUUCUGUGCCGACAUGGGCGCGGCAUCCAUCUCAUCCUUCACCCCAACCAUCCUUGCCCAGCUCGGUUGGAGCGCCUCACGAGCCCAAGUGAUGAGCAUUCCCAUCUGGAUGGUAGGCAUUGUCGUCACUCUGUCUACUUCCUAUGCUUCUGGGAAACUCUCCCUCCGCUGGCCGUUUGUGCUCACCGGCGCCAUCUUCUCUCUCAUCGGUUGGUGUAUACAGUACACCCAGGUCCAGCCACCGGCAGUGCGUUACUUUGCUCUGUACAUCAUCGCUUUUGGUUCAUUUAUGCAGUUCCCCAUCCUUAUCGGCUGGCUCAACAGUAACCUACGCGGUCGCCCGCAGCAGGCUGUCGCGAGUGCCGUUCAGCUGGGGAUGGGUAACUGUGCGAACUUCGUGGCGAGCAAUGUGUUCAUCACUAAGCAGGCGCCGACAUACCCUACUGGGUUUGCUACGGGUGUCGGCUUCGCAACACUCGCAACUGUAAGCAUACUUUUGGUGACAGGGGCCUUGGCUUGGCAUAAUAGACAGUUUGACCGGAAGCAUCGGGAUGGGGGCGAGAACGUGGAGGACCAGGAGAACUUUAGAUACAUGUUAUAG
Molecule: messenger RNA, 1503 nt
Organism: Trichoderma breve
Lineage: Eukaryota; Fungi; Ascomycota; Sordariomycetes; Hypocreales; Hypocreaceae
Product: major facilitator superfamily domain-containing protein
Exons: 4
Coding region: 1-1503 (500 amino acids)
Biological process (GO): transmembrane transport
Cellular component (GO): plasma membrane
Molecular function (GO): transmembrane transporter activity
Source: RefSeq, a predicted model, not a curated record